AUGUUAGGAAAGGGCUCAGAGCUGCGAAAGUUGUACUACAUGCCGCACAACAUGGGGCACAGCGAUGGCGUGAAUUGUAUGCUUAUGGCAGAUGGCAAAAUUUACACUGGUGGGCGUGAUGAAUAUCUGUUCGUCUGGAGAGCCGAGCGCACGGCCAAUGGAGAAUUUGAGCUCAUGCAGGAUUGCCCUCCGAUUCACUUGGGUGCCAGCAUUACGGCCAUUUUCUACGAGGCCUCCGCAAAGUGGCUGCUCUGUGGCCUUUGGAAUGGAGAUAUCCGGGCCUUCUGCAAGGAGCCGAUGCGGGAGGAGCGGCUGGCGGGCCACCGCCGCUCAGUGACCUGCCUCCAGGUGCACUCCUCAGUGCUUAUCUCGGGGUCCAACGAGGGCCAAGUGCGGCUCUGGACCUUCAAUGGCCAGACCUUCCAAGGCCAUGGUCAGCCCCUGACGAACCCUAGCGGCCCUGUGACCUGCCUGCGGGUGCUCGGUGAAGCACUCUGGGUGGGGGGCUACGAGGGCAUCUCCUGCUUUGACUUGGGGACUUUGCAAGCACGAGGAACGAUUUCCUCUCAACAUCACGUGACGGGAUUGCUGGAGUGCCAAGGCUUCAUGAUCGCGACCUUCCGCAAUGGCGAGGUGAGCAUCUACGAAGCCUCAGGCUCCCAGGUCUUCCGGCGGCACGCUAUGGGCGAGCACGCGUCCAACACCGCCGUGGAGCUCAUGCUGCACCCCGCGACUCAGAAGCCACUUCUGCUGUGCGGGCAAGUGCAGGGCUACGUGACUGCGUACGACCUACCAGAGUUCCGUCCUCGGGGCAGCUUUUGCUGCAAAGACCGCAGUGAUGUGAAGGCGAGGUGGGGUGGUGGGGUAGGGAAGCGGCUAACACAGGUCACUCUUCCAUUGAGACCGCCGCAAAAUCCAUUGUUUCUUUGCCCCGCUUGCCACGCUUGCUUCUCCUCAAGAGCUAGUUUCUUCUCUCGAAUCGAGGUUGUUUUGCGUGGCUUCCCACAACCUUCCUUGCCCCCCACUCUUGUCACCCUGACCCUGCCUUCUCCUCCACUCGCACGUCGCCCGGCUUCGUACGAGUCUGCCUCUUAUAGGUUACUAGGCUGA
Molecule: messenger RNA, 1110 nt
Organism: Symbiodinium natans
Lineage: Eukaryota; Dinophyceae; Suessiales; Symbiodiniaceae
Source: the annotation of a GenBank genome assembly